AUGGUUCUGCUCGCCGACGUGCUCAUUUGGAUCGCUUUUAUCGCCGUCACCGUGCUCAACAUUGUGGCCGCUAUUCUGCUCAUCGAAAAGGCCUCCGACAGCGGCUCGGGGUGGUACUAUUUAUCAGCCGCGGUCUUUGGCCUCGUUGCACUGCUCACGAUGCUGUACAUGUGCUACAUCCACAAGCGGAUCAAGUUUGCUGCAGCGCACCUGAAAGUAGCCGGCCAUGCGAUCUUCCGACUACCCACGAUAAUCCUCGUGGCUCUCGUGAUGGUCGGCGUGCAGAUCAGCUGGACCGUUGUAUGGGUAGUCAGCAGUCUUGGCAUCAUAUUCCACUACGGCUUCCUCGGCCUCGACGCCCUCUCGUGCGAGACAGGAACGUGCGAGACCAAGUACCACCCCGCUGCUAUCUUCGCUGUGCUGUGCGUCAUGCUGCUCGCCUACUUCUGGGUCACGUUCGUGCUGCGCAAUGUCAUUGGCGUCACGACCGCAGGCACUGUAGCCGCGUGGAAAAGCGCGCCCACCGCGCCGUGCAGCACGAUCGGGGCAUGGGCGCGUGCACUGACGCUGAACCUCGGCAGCAUCUGCCUGGGCUCGCUCAUUGUAGCGGUCCUCGAAACGGUCGUAUGGCUCCUGCAGAUCGCAGCGUGGCUUGUCGGUCGCAGCGGCACCUCCUGCUGCUGCUUUGUGUGCCUCUUUGCGUGGCUUUCGCGCAUCGUCUCGCGCAUCGAGCGCUGGAUCGAGUGCUUCAACCGCUUUGCCUUCGCGUACGUUGGCUGCUACAGCUACAGCUUCGUGCGGGCGAGUCGCCGCGUGUUGAAGCUGUUUGCGGCCAGGGGCUGGAGUGCGAUCGUCAACGACCACCUCAUUGGCAAUCUAUGCUGGCUGACCCAUAUCGUCACUGGGGCGUUCACGGCCUACGUGGGCAUCCGACUUGUCCACGAGACGCACUCGGACGCGCGACUGGCCGUGUUCCGCCACCCUCAAGUCGUCGCAGGCUCCUUCUGCUUCGUCGCUGGCUACAGCAUCAACACGUUGGUCCUGGCCGUGCUCAACAGCGCCGUCACGACGGUCUUUGUCCUGUGGGCCGAAGAUCCACACGGAUGGCAGCGCACGCGACCCUAUCAGUACCGUACGCUGCACACGACGUGGCUCCAGAUCUACCCGACCGAGUACCGAACUGCAUCACAAACAUGGCACCUCGCGGAUGAAGAAAAGUAG
This is a messenger RNA of Hyaloperonospora brassicae, 1221 nucleotides long. The record is from the annotation of a GenBank genome assembly. NCBI's taxonomy places the organism in Eukaryota, Oomycota, Peronosporomycetes, Peronosporales, Peronosporaceae.